CAUUCGUUGUUUUACCUUGUAGGUACUUUUUUGGUACUUGUUGAUUGUUUCUAAAUUUUAGUAGGUUCCUAAUAAAAGUUAUUAUGAGAAAUUAAAUCUGAUAAAAUAAAUACUAUGGAUGAAGAAAAUAAGUUGCCAUUGAAACGCGUGGAGCUCUCUUUGUCGAAGUUCAACGAAGUAGCUAUUCCGCAUCAUUUGGACUUAUUGCGCCAGCAUAAGGCCAAUAUUCUCAAGUAUGAGGAGAGCGGUGAGUACGUCCGCGUGCGCGCGGAGCAGACGCACGCGCGGCGCGUGGCGGCGCAGCUGCGGGCGCUGCUCGGGGAGCUCGACGCUCUGCGGCGGCAGUAAAGAGCAUCAAGUAGAGACGGUGAACACAGAACAGUGUCGCAGGUCCGCUCGGAAGACCGCAGUCGCUUCGACGAGCUCACCAAACGCUCGCGCGACCUCACGCUGCGCGCCAUCGUCGACUAUCUGGAGACGCCGCCGCAGCCCGCGGCCGCGCGCUCCUCGGACUCCGUGGGCGUGCUCGCGCAGCUCGACGACAGGAGCGGAGAUAUACAUGGGCCGUGACGUAUUGGCUGUGCAGGAACAGCAGGAACAGCAGGAACAGCAGGAGCAGGAGCUGCGGUCGCGCGAGGCGGUGCUGCGCGGCUGGAGCGAGCUGCAGGGCGAGGUGCGCGCGCUGCACGACGCCUGGCAGCACGUGCAGGCGGCUGCGCUCGCGCAGAGACAACUCGUUGAUUCGGCGUCUAGCAACAUCGAAACUACUUCUGACAACGUGGUUGCCGCUCGCGCCGACCUGUCCGUAGCUGAAAAACUGCGUGUGGGCGCAUACGGCGCAGGCGGCGCACUGUGCGGGGCGCUGGUGGGGGGCCCGCUGGGGGCGCUGGUGGGCGCCAAGGCUGCGGCCGCGGCGGGGCUGGCCGGCUCCGCGCUGGGGUACGCGGCCGCGCGGCUGCUGGGCGCGCGUCGCCGGCGACAGAUUGAUUGUGACAAGGACGAGUGAUUGUGAUUAUGUAGUGCCAGUCGAUGUAUUUUGAUACACAAGUUAUUAUUAUUUCAUGCCGAUUGGAGUCAAACAUAUGAAUAUAUUCCCCUUCUGAAAAGAUCCCACACAUUAGAAUAAUUGCAGGUAAAUUACAAGUCUUAAGUGUUUCAUUUAAAACUAGUUAAUCACUUUUUAAGAUAUGUCUGAACUGAACCAACGUUUUUCAUAGAAGAAUAAAUGUAUAGUCAGUAUGUAAAAAUUAGACUAAUGUAACUUAAUUGUAUGAUAAUGUCUAAUAGCACUAAAUGUAUUGCCUUUAAAUAAAAUUUAAAUGUACUUAUGUUUAGUUGUGUUAUGUUGUUAAUGUGGCACUCAUAGUUUAUUUUUGAUUUUAUCAUAGUUCAUAUAUAUUAUUAUUAUUUAAUUACAGCACAAUAUUAUUUACUUUCGUACUUAGUACAAAUAAAUAUACAUUAGGAGCCAUUUGAGAGCGAGUAAUCACAUUUAUUUAAGAAUACUGUUUUAUGUUCUUAGCAACAUUGUACAAUUUAUAAGUUACUUUUUGAAAAUAAACAAUCUUUUUUAAAAUAAUGUUACUUUGUAGGUAAAUGAAUAUCAAAUAAUAGUCAUUAUGCUGUGAUAUUUAGCAAUCGUGUUUGUGCUGGUUAGAUGUAUAAAUAGACCCCAGACCAUUUGUGUGCGUUCAUAUCAAGUGAAACAUAUACUUUCUGAGUAAAUAUCUGAAAACUUAUCAGUAGCUACCCUCUGCUUUAGGAAUAAUUUCUUUAUUUAAAGCCUUCAAGUGUGCGACACCGCUUGCUAGCCUAGGGCUACCCUCCCCUCCAUUAUUUCCAUUUGGUCCGGUCCUGUAUUUAAGAUUUUGCGGACCCUGUCCAAAUCAUGUCGUUUAGGCACGAGCUUUACUAAUUUUUAAUCUGACAUUUUAGUGAUCUGACAAAGCUUGAGUCAGAUAAACUACAUGUGUUAUGUGGCGCUUGGUCUGAGGCGUAGAAUAUUAUGAGAGACUAUUUUAUAUUUCUGUAUUGAACAAUAAAUACAGUUUUAUAAACUU
This is a messenger RNA of Plodia interpunctella (Indianmeal moth), 2060 nucleotides long. RefSeq names its product Syntaxin 17 (gene Syx17). The coding region runs from base 236 to 1006 and encodes 256 amino acids. The record is from RefSeq and is a predicted model, not a curated record. NCBI's taxonomy places the organism in Eukaryota, Metazoa, Arthropoda, Insecta, Lepidoptera, Pyralidae. Gene Ontology annotation, cellular component: membrane. Gene Ontology annotation, biological process: vesicle-mediated transport. The transcript is spliced from 7 exons.